Messenger RNA from Penicillium odoratum, 1881 nucleotides. Its product is annotated as flavin-containing monooxygenase. The coding region runs from base 1 to 1881 and encodes 626 amino acids. The record is from RefSeq and is a predicted model, not a curated record. Lineage: Eukaryota; Fungi; Ascomycota; Eurotiomycetes; Eurotiales; Aspergillaceae. Gene Ontology annotation, molecular function: flavin adenine dinucleotide binding; monooxygenase activity. The transcript has 2 exons.
AUGACCGUCAUCGACAUGGAGACUCAGCGCCUUCCCUCCCGCUACAGAGUGGAGCCGGGCUCUUGCGAUAUUCCUCUCGGUAUUCUGCCGCAGACGAGUGCAACCACACCCGAGAACCCAGCUGAUAUCGCCCGCGGUCUAAUUGGGAAACUCAACCUUGCCAUUGAAGCGAGAGAAAGCGGGGCAUUGGCGUCGUUGUUCAUCGACAACAGCUACUGGCGCGAUCAUCUCUGCCUUUCAUGGGAGUUCCGGACGCUGAAGGGAGCCGAGGCUCUUUCCAAGUUUGUCACUAAAUCUGCUUCAGCGAUCAAGUUUGAUAUUGACUAUUCAUCGCCUUUUACGGCACCGCAUAAUGGUCCCAUUGAUGCCUUUGGCGAGGUUAAUGGGAUUGAAUUUUUUGCAAAGAUUACAACUGGGUUCGGCAAUGGGAGGGGUAUUGUGCGGCUGGCGCAGCAGGGUGAGGAGUGGAAGAUUUUCACUGUCUUCACUACCCUUGCCGAGAUAACUAGCCACGAGGAAGUGGUUAAUGGCCGCAGACCUGUUGGAGUGCAGCAUGGGGCACAACAGGGUCGAAAGAACUGGCAGGAUAGACGCACAGCGAACGAAGAUUUCGAAGAGAAAGACCCCGCUGUCUUGAUUGUUGGUGCCGGUCAAGGAGGACUUACUGCAGCCGCACGUCUGAAGAUGCUCAACGUGGAUACCCUGGUAAUUGACCGAGAAGACCGAAUCGGAGAUAGCUGGCGUCAUCGGUAUCAUCAAUUAGUCCUCCACGACCCAGUGUGGUAUGACCAUUUGCCAUACCUCUCCUUUCCAUCCAACUGGCCUGUCUUCACACCAAAGGAUAAACUGGCCGAGUUCUUCGAGUCCUAUGUCAAGUUACUCGAGCUCAAUGUCUGGGUUCGCACGGAUCUGAAAUCCUCAUCCUGGGACGAAACCAAGAAGCAAUGGACCGUCGUCUUGCAGCGUACGAAAGCAGAUGGCUCGAGCGAGACACGUGAAUUCCACCCACGCCAUGUCAUUCAGGCUACCGGACAUUCUGGGAAGAAGAACAUGCCUACCUUCAUGGGCAUGGAGACUUUCCAGGGCGAUCGGAUAUGUCACAGUUCCGAAUUCUUGGGCGCAAAAGACGGGUCUAAUGGGAAGAAGGCCGUUGUAGUUGGAUCGUGUAAUUCUGGCCAUGAUAUUGCUCAGGAUUACUAUGAGAAGGGAUAUGAGGUUACCAUGGUGCAGCGGAGUUCAACCUGUGUGGUGUCGUCGAACUCCAUUACUGAGAUUGGUCUCAAGGGUCUUUAUGAGGAGGCGGGUCCUCUUACCGAGGAUGCGGACACGUAUUUAAUGGGUAUUCCACUUGAGCUGUUCAAGCUACAGCAGACGAAGGUCACAAAGGUGAUGAACCAGAAUGAUGCGAAAACGCUUGAAGGACUGGCGAAGGCAGGAUUCGAGGUUGAUCGUGGCCCGAUGGAGGCGGGGCUUAUGAUGAAGUACUUCCAGCGCGGGGGUGGUUACUACAUUGAUGUCGGAGGAAGCCAGCUGAUUGUUGAUGGCAAGGUGAAGGUGAAGCAGGGACAAGAGAUCAGCGAGAUUCUGCCUCAUGGGAUCCGGUUUGCAGAUGGAUCGGAACUGGAAGCUGAUGAGAUUGUUUUUGCGACUGGAUACCAGAAUAUGAGAACGCAGGCACGUCUUAUCUUUGGUGAUGAGGUCGCCGAUCGCGUUGGCGAUGUUUGGGGGCUGAAUGCGGAGGGUGAAUUUCGGACAAUCUGGCAGCGUAGCGGGCACCCCGGAUUCUGGUUUAUGGGUGGAAACUUGGCUCUGUGCAGAUAUUAUUCGCGUCUUUUGGCGCUUCAGAUCAAGGCCCUGGAGGAGAACAUCGCUACGUACUAG